Galeopterus variegatus (Sunda flying lemur) is the source of this 1271-nucleotide messenger RNA. It is a transcript of the gene HAGH, whose product is annotated as hydroxyacylglutathione hydrolase. Gene Ontology annotation, cellular component: mitochondrion. Lineage: Eukaryota; Metazoa; Chordata; Mammalia; Dermoptera; Cynocephalidae. Gene Ontology annotation, biological process: glutathione metabolic process. Gene Ontology annotation, molecular function: hydroxyacylglutathione hydrolase activity. The coding region runs from base 82 to 864 and encodes 260 amino acids. The transcript has 9 exons. The record is from RefSeq and is a predicted model, not a curated record.
GUGUCCUCAGGUCCAGCUCUGCUGGGAGUGCUCCUCCAUUACACGGACAUAAGGAAGAGUUUGACUGUGACGCAGGGCGCCAUGAAAGUUGAGUUAUUGCCUGCCCUGACCGACAACUACAUGUACCUGGUCAUCGAUGAAGACACCAGGGAGGCUGCCAUCGUAGACCCGGUGCAGCCCCAGAAGGUUUUGGAAACAGUGAAGAAGCACGGUGUGAAGCUGACCACGGUGCUCACCACCCACCACCACUGGGACCACGCUGGUGGGAAUGAGAAGCUGGUCAAGCUGGAACCUGGGCUGAAGGUGUAUGGGGGUGAUGACCGCAUCGGGGCCCUGACUCACAAGGUCACACACCUGACCACGCUGCAGGUGGGUUCUCUCAACGUGAAGUGCCUGUCGACCCCGUGCCACACGUCGGGACACAUCUGUUACUUUGUGACCAAGCCUGGUGGCUCGGAGCCUCCUGCUGUGUUCACAGGUGACACCUUGUUCGUGGCUGGCUGUGGGAAGUUCUACGAAGGGACCGCAGAUGAGAUGUACAAAGCUCUGCUCGAGGUCUUGGGCCGGCUUCCUCCAGACUCAAAGAUCUACUGUGGCCACGAGUACACCAUCAACAACCUCAAGUUCGCGCGCCACGUGGAACCUGACAAUGCUGCCGUUCAAGAGAAAUUGGCCUGGGCCAAGGAGAAGUACAGCAUUGGGGAGCCUACGGUGCCAUCCACCAUGGCGGAGGAGUUCACCUACAACCCCUUCAUGAGAGUGAGGGAGAAGACGGUGCAGCAGCAUGCGGGUGAGACAGACCCUGUGACCACCAUGAGGGCCCUCCGCAGAGAGAAGGACCAGUUCAAGGUGCCCCGCGACUGAGGUGGCCACUGCCCUCAGGGGCCUGUGAGCUUAGGAUGUUUUAGAUGGAGCAAAGCUCCCUGUGGCCUCCAGGCCCCUGCCCUGCAUCACGGAACGGGAAGUGCCCGCGUGUAGGUGUACCUUGCACUGUGGUACACCCUGCACAGCCCCUUCCUGGGAGCGGCGCUGUGAUAUGUGCCACUCUGUACCUUGCUUUCUGAUGCUUGCAGUAGCCAGAGACACACGUGGGCCUGCUGUGGGCUCAAGUGCCUCCUGUGCAGGCCGGGCUUCCCUGGGCAGAAGGGCUGUCUAUGGGUGUGCGUGUUCCUCGGCUUAGCCUGCCAGGUUUCCCCGCCGUCCCGUGACCCCGACUACUGCCGUGGUGUGGCAUGUUUAAAUGACUGGUAAUAAAGCAUAGGAACAAAAUA